Molecule: messenger RNA, 1326 nt
Organism: Salvia splendens (bonfire salvia)
Lineage: Eukaryota; Viridiplantae; Streptophyta; Magnoliopsida; Lamiales; Lamiaceae
Exons: 4
Coding region: 201-1133 (310 amino acids)
Molecular function (GO): catalytic activity
Source: RefSeq, a predicted model, not a curated record
ACACAAAAAAAAAACAAAAAAAAAGAAGAGAGAGAGAAUCCCAAUUCUGCCAUGCAUAUUUGUGCAUGUGUAUGUGCGUGUAUGUAACAAUGCCCCAUUAAAUCAAAACAAAAAUCCUUACAUACAUAUAUAUUCAUACGUGUUAUAUAUAUAAAAACGCACAUACACACACACACACAGAAAGAAAGGAACAAAAAAAAAUGGCCCGUAGCCUGAGCCUGACCGGAUCGGCGGACUUUCUGUACCGGAGCUUCUUCUCAUACUCGGGGCUCCGGUCGACGAAAACGGAUCUGCAAGAGGGUACGGUGAUGCACUGCUGGGUCCCGAAGAGCCAUAAGGCGUCGAAGCCGAACCUGAUGCUGGUCCAUGGCUUCGGCGCCAACGCCAUGUGGCAGUACGGCGACCUCCUCCACCACCUCAUGCCCCGCUACAACGUCUACGUCCCCGACCUCCUCUUCUUCGGGGAGUCGUGGACGCGACGCCCUGACCGCUCUGAAGACUUUCAAGCGCAGUGCCUGAUGCGCCUGAUGGAGGCGCACGGGGUGGCUAGGCUGAGCGUGGUGGGGAUCAGCUACGGCGGCUUCGUCAGCUACAGCAUGGCGGCGCAGUUCCCGGAGAUGGUGGAGAAGGUGGUGGUGUGCUGCUCCGGGGUGUGCCUGGAGGAGAAGGAUCUCAAGGAGGGGCUGUUCGAGGUGGCGGAUCUGGAGGAGGUGGCCAGCAUUCUCAUGCCGCAGACGCCGCAGAAGCUCAGGGAGUUGAUCAAGUUCGCCUUUGCCAAGCCGGUCAAGGGCGUCCCUUCUUGCUUCCUCUCCGAUUAUAUCCACGUUUUCUGUACAGAAUUUCUUGCUCAGAAAAAAGAACUAAUUCAUGCUUUAACUGCCGACAGAAAGCUAGACAGAAUACCCAAGAUCGAACAGCCAACGUUGAUCAUAUGGGGAGAGCAGGACAAAAUAUUCCCACUGGAGUUGGGAUUCAGACUCCAAAGGCACAUAGGUGACAAUGCAAGAAUUAAAGUGAUAAAGAAUGCUGGACAUGCUUUGAACAUUGAAAAACCAAGGGAGUUUGCUAAGCAUUUGAAAGCAUUUUUAAUUGAAGAUAGUUCUAGCCCAAGAUCAAAUUGGAAUUGGAGUUAAAGCUCUAACUUGAGUUCAUAUUCAAAUUCAAGUUCGAGUUCAAGUACAUAUUCGAAUACCAACCCUUACUCCCUUUCAUCGUUGCGACAAAAAAAUUUCUUUUGGACUAGUAGCCCUUGAUAUUAGUUCUCUCUCAAAUAUUUGACAAAUUUGUUAAUUAAUUUUAUUGAUCAUGUAUGCAUAAUAUUUUUGC